This is a messenger RNA of Magallana angulata, 1945 nucleotides long. RefSeq names its product peptidyl-prolyl cis-trans isomerase FKBP8-like. Gene Ontology annotation, molecular function: protein binding; peptidyl-prolyl cis-trans isomerase activity. Lineage: Eukaryota; Metazoa; Mollusca; Bivalvia; Ostreida; Ostreidae. The transcript is spliced from 11 exons. The coding region runs from base 61 to 1512 and encodes 483 amino acids. The record is from RefSeq and is a predicted model, not a curated record.
UCAUGUCGUAAAAUCUAUGUAGCUUAGUUUGUGGUAACAUACGGGAAACAGAAAAUAGAAAUGGAUUCUAUACCUAGUCAGGAGUCUGAAAAAUUGGAAACCGAUGGAUCUUUUUCUGAGAAGAGUGAAUACAUUCAAAAUGGUUUUGAUAAAGACAGUAACUCUUACCCAGCAGAGUCAAGUGUUACAUCGGAGGAUAAUGUGAAUAUGAAUAAUUCCGUUCACUUGAACACUACAUCACUGUCAGAAGAGAUUUCAUUCUCUGAGAGUGGAAAAAAUGCAUUAGAUCAAAACUCUGAGUCAAGUGAUCAAAAUGAGGAUGAAAUGCCCCCACUCAUUGACAAUGAAAAUGUCACAAAUCAAAGUCUGAUGGAUCAAGAAAAGAAAAGUGCAAUGGAUGAAAGUGAAAACAAGAGUAAUCCAGAACCAAUCAGUGUUAGUAUGAAUCGAGACAAUGUCAAGGAAAAUGAUGUGAAGGAUGAGUGUUUACGUGAAAUUAAUCAGGAAAAGACAUGCACAGGUGAAGAUGCCGAAAAGGAGGAAGAGGAAUAUUUGGAUAUUCUUGGAAAUGGAUCUCUUAAAAGAAAGAUUUUAAGAGCUGCAGCUAAGAAUGCCAAAAGACCAAUAAGCAGUGAUUUGGUUACAAUCAAAGUAGAAGGAAAGCUCGAAGAUGGGACCAAAGUGGAUGUAUAUGAUUCCCUGUCAUUUGUUUUGGGGGAUGGUGAUGUUAUCCAAGCCUGGGAUUUGGCUGUAGCUUUAAUGGAGGAAGGACAAGUUAUAGAACUGCAGACUGAUGCUAGAUUCGCUUAUGGUGAAAAAGGAAGAAAACCGGACAUUCCACCAAACUCAUCAAUUGCAUACAUCAUAGAGCUGGUAAAAAAGGAUUACCCCAUGGAUUAUGAAAGCAUGUCAGCAGCUGAAAAACUGAAAUAUGGAGAAAAUAAAAGAGAGAGAGGAAACUUUCUGUUUGUGAGGGAAGAGUUUGUUUCUGCAAUCAACUCCUACAACAAGGCUGUCCGGAUUUUGGAUCCUGCCACUUGUUCAGAUACAGCUGAGAGUCUACAAAAAUUACUGGAGAGCCGACUCAAAUGUUACAACAAUAUGGCAGCAUGUCAACUGAAAACAGAUGCUUAUGAUGCUGCCAUUAAGUCCUGCAGAAUGGUGCUUGAUGUACAGCCAGAUAAUGUGAAAGCUUUAUUCAGAACAGGAAAGGGCCUGGCUGCCAAGGGAGAAACAAAGGAAGGACUGAUGUUCAUGAGGAGAGCUCAAAAGUUGGACCCUGACACAAAGGUCAUCAAUCAAGAAAUUAUGAAACUCAGUAAAAAAUUGCAAGCUGAGAGCCAAUCAGAAAAAGAUAUGUACCAGAAAAUGUUGGGACAAAAACCUCCUGCCAAGACCAACAAACAAUCGGAGAACUCGAGUUCAGUGUGGAAGUGGACUUCAGUCAUCGGCGGGGUCACCAUAGCGAUUGUUGCCAUGGGGAUUACAGCAUACAGACACUUGCAACACUGAAUACCUUUUGAAUUUAAAAGCAGAGUAACUUACUAUCAAAGAUAACUUUUUUGACAUAAUAAAGGGCUUGGACCUGUAGCAUUUAUUUUAAGGGGGGGGGGUGGUGCCAGUUUUCAAACUAAUCUAAACGUGAACAUGUUUUCUUGACUUAAGAUGCUUUUUGGUUGAUUUUGACAUUUUUUUAGAGUGUAAAUUUUGUUUUCAAUUGGUAAAAAUGUUUUUUGUUGUUGUAUAUUGGAGUAGUGUUAUAAAACUUUCAACACAAUGGAAAGAAUUUAUCUUCAAGUAUUGUAAAAAGACGUUCCAAUAAUUAUUUCGUGUUUAAAUUUGUUUAGACAUAAUCUUUUUCUUUUUGUAUAAAUAUUUUAUUUUAUAAUGUAGACUAUGAAUAUUUGUUGCAAGCAUGUUAAUUAAAGUGAUUAUUUUAAGAAAA